AUGCUGGUUACUCUCGAGAGACUCCUUGCGAUCAAAUUUACGAUGCAAUACCCAAACUUUGUAACUGAUGAAAAAAUGAAGAGAGCAGUGUUAGCAGUUUGGAUCCUUGCUUUUAUCAUUGGAGGUUUUAGAGUUCUAAACAUGUCCUUAUUUGUACGUUUUUUUUCUGUCUUCCUGACUCUUUCGUGCAUUCUUUUCCUUGCUUUCGCCUACUUCAUUAUAUAUCGAGAAACAUGUCUUCAACAAGAAAAGAUUAAAACUCAUCAAUUGCCGCAACAAGAAGUGGAAAGAUUUACCCGAGAGAACAAGGCGCUUAAAACAACUAUGUUUGUAGUUGGUGCAGUUAUUAUUUGCCUUCUGCCACUAUGUUUCUGUCUUAUUCUUUUAUUUACAUGCUUUUGUGAUAUUUGCCCUACCAUUGCACCGGUGACGCAAACAUGUGCCAUGUUAAACUCACUUGUUAAUCCACUGAUUUACUGCUGGAGACAAAAAGAAAUGAGAAAGGUCAUAUUUCGAUCAAGAACGCAUGUCGUGGUUGCAGGUAUCCAGUGAAGGAGGGCAAUGUAAAAGAAAUGGUUGACAACUUGAUAAGUAAACAUGUGAAAUUUUGCUUUCGCCUUUUAAGCCACUGGAUGAACAAAACUCUGUGGUUAUUGGCUUUUUUUGACCGUUAAAUUUUUGAUCACGACUGGUGAUCUAUGAAAAGAUUAAGAUCAAAGUGGCCACACAAAAAUGAAUGAGCUAUCCACAAUUUAUGUAGUACACUUCAGUAAGUCUUUAGCUCACUGUACCAGCUUAAAUUAGCCAAUAAAAGGUUAUUGCCAGUAUUCAUGCCAACUUUCUAUCUUUCCCUAUUCUUAUGUAAUACUUUUUUCUUUUAUUCUGCUUAUCUAACCUUCCUCAAGUAGCAUCAAAGGUAUAUAUUUUUAACUCCCAAUAGCAUGCAACCCGUUCACUCGUAUGCAGAUAAAUUCUUUUGAUUGGCCUUCCGGCCACACGUACCCGGUGAAUACGGUUGAUGAUUUUGCAACUUUUUUGAAACGUAUACAGUGACGUAACGAUGUGACAUCAAGUCCUUCCUGCAGGAGACAUUACGAUAUGACAGCCAACAGAGAUCUUGUUUUUUAGACUUCCGAACAACACGUGUUGAAACUUCAACUUAACAAACACAAAUGCCGAUUAUAUUUAUCGCGGGCUCAAGUUUCAUGAUAGUGCGCAUGCUCUGUUGAAAAAAGUGUUGAUAUAUCCGGAUACAUAUCGGGCACGUGAGGACGGACUAAAACGAUUCGAUGGCGGUAUUUGUGGAGGCGAUAUUUUUUUGUAAAUAUGCAUUGAGAAAGUUGCAGAUUGAAAAAUAUCCAGAUAUGUGUGGACAUGGCCAUAAAUAUAAUUAUUGUUAUUUAAAUCAACUUCUGUAAUUUAUGCGCGAGGAAAAGUCAAGUGGGAACACGUGCACAUAGAAGGAGAGCGCAUCGAUCACUUAGGCCCUUACCCACUUGACUCAUUGCUUGAUGUACAAGUGAUUUAGAAAAAGCAAAUCAUUUGACUUAAUUUUUAUGGCUACUGCCUCCUAUGAAGUACAAUAGUCCACAUUAACAUAAUCAGCAACGUUUUUAUAUUUUACUGAAUAUUACAAAAUGUUAGUUUGGUUCCACUAAAGAAAAAGGUUAAAUGGAACUAAUAAACAAGAAAGAUAUGGAAAGAUUUAAAGGUUGGCCAAGAAUAGGGGAAAAUUACAAGUUUGAGAUUUUUGUCUCUCGUCAUUCCUGGCGCUUGUAAUGAUGAAUUCGAAUUUGGUAAAGAGCAUUUGCUUAAGAUCAUUAUUAAACAGAAUUGAUAUUUCUUAAGUCUACCCUGUAUUUAGCGGAACCGUACAAAGCGGUCAACUUGUGUUACGCGGUCAGUUUUUCGUUUACAGUUUUGCGUUUCCGAUUUGCUUUGUUAAAAAAGUUAAAGUUAAAACGUGAGGUAUUUGGUUACAGUUGAAUUAACCGAUGGAGCUUUCAUUCAUUUAAUAUCUGAAUUCUCUCAAAGGAUUUCUUCGUAGUAAAAGGGCGAGCGAAGUUAUCAGUUCUACAACAAAUAAGCUUUUGGUGAGUCUUUCCAAGUCCGUUCAAUUUGGACAUUUGUACCGUAAAUUACUCAACAGAAACUAAAAGAACUCAAUAAGAAAAAGCCGCAUUCGAAUCCCCAUGUGUCUACGGUUGAAGUUUAUCAUUCGAAUUAGUUUUUGCGGAGGAAAGACCAGAUCUAUACACGCCAUGGCAGCGAACAAACAAGCACUCUCACAACUUCAAAAUAAAAAAUCUGAAUUUACUUACGAUUACUUUCCUUGCCAUUUACUUAUUGAACAGAGGUAAAUCUGCGUACAUUCAUUAAUCGUCGAUGAGAGUGAAUAAUACUUUCCGCAAGAUCAUUAACGGUUUUUGAAGAAAACAUUGUCGUGACAGUCCUUGCCAAACUAGCUCCGUUGUUUUUCAAAAGUAUACAUGCGAUUUUAUUUCUUACGCGCUCUCUAAUGAAGAGGUGUCAGAUUGUGACAGAUACUUGUAAAAACAAUGUUUCAAAGUUUAGUUUGGAAGCCUUUUAAAUCGCCUCUAUCAUUGAGCAAAUAAAAACGUUUCGGCGAAGCUUCUCUCUUUAAUUUGCAUCACCUCUAUUUUUACUACCACUUACUCGCUCAAAAAUUAUUCAGUUUAUGGAAGAUCUAGCCGUCAUAACAGCCCUAAAUCUAUCAUUCAGGUUCUUUUGGAAAGAAUUUCGUUAAGUUUGAGGAAAAAAUAAAGAUAUUAUUCACUAGCGUAGGUCGAUCCGUAUUGGGAAAAACUGUGCCCUCUGUCUUGAGUACCGCCCAAGGCCGGAUCUCGGGCACAUUUAUCCCCAAUACGGACCUCCCGGCUGGCAAAUAGCAUAUAUUUAUUGAUUAUCAGUAUAAAUAUCAACUGAUGUAAUUCAUGCCCGAGGAAAAUUCAAGUGGGAAUACAUGUACAUAAAAGUGGAGCAAAUCGAUAAGCCCUUAUUCAAUUGACUCAUUGCUGGAUGUACACGUAGUUUAAAAAAAGCAAAUCACUUGACUUGAUAUUUUUGCUAAUGCUUCCUAUGAAGGCGAAGACAACAUGAGAUUGCGAACGACCUCUUCGUCCAAAACGAAGUCUGCCAAGUUUUACCUGAUAUUCCUCGCUCUUAGCUUUUGUUUGUUUCGGAAUAUCUUCGGUCGUUCCACUCUUGAUAAGUGACGAUUUCCUCGAAUCGCUUCUAAUGUUAUACAAGGAAUAUUAGCAGGUGAUCACAAUGUUUUUCGGUGAUACUUCUUGUUUGUCUCGUAGUGUACGUACUACGUGUGACAAUGAACAUCUCACAAUCAUUUCAGAAUGGCGUAAAAAAAAAGAAAGGCUUCGCCUUUCAGAAAUGUAUUAAAAGGAGUGAUCGGCGCAUCAUAAAAAUUGAGAAGAAAGUUUUUCUCAUUAAAGAAGGAUUAUUUUACCGUUUGAAUCAGCAAAUUAUUCCCAGUAGAUCAACGGAUAUAAUUUUUUCAAUUCUGACCGAGACACUACAAUAAAUGAUAAAUAUCGCAAAAUAAUGGCGAGUCCAGCAAGUUAUUAAAAAAAAAAAGACUUUUCUUUGAAGAUGUACCGAAAUAGAUUUGAUCUGCACAUCGUUGGAACUGAAUGUUCACACUUUACUCUUUCUCGCGCAUAAAAAUACAAUAGUCUAUAUUUACAUCAUCAAAAAGACUUUUUUUUUACUGGAUAUUACAAAAUGUUAGCUUGGUUCGACCAAAGAAAAAGGUUGAAUGGCACAAAUAAACAAGAAAGAUAUAACACCAGGGAUAGAUUUAAAGGUUGGCAACGAAAAGAAGAAAAUUCUACGUUUGAGUUUUGUCUCUCUGGUCAACCCUGGUGCUUGUAAUCAUGAAUUCAAAUUUUAUAAAGAUCAUUUUCUUAAGAUCAUUAUUGAACUGAAUUGUUAUUUCUUAAGUCUAUCUUGUAUUAAGUGGCACCGUACAAAGCAGUCACCCUGAAUUAGGCGGUCAGUUUUCGUUUACAGUUUUGCGUUUCCGAUUUGCUUUGUUCUUUAUUGUUCUUGUGCACAUGUGGACUGAGUACUCAUUCCCAGGAGAUUUUUAAGUCAUUCAUUACAAAAGGAAAGUCAGACUUCCUCUGCCAUUAUCUUCCGCCGAUUUCAUGCAAGGUCAAACGUCUGAAAGAAACAGUUUUUACGAGAAACCUAGUUUAAUUGGAUCAAGCUUCCAAUCCAACAUGGUAAACUUCUCCUCGGCUAAUUCUACAAAUGCUACAAAUACAAUCAGUAGAGAAGGCGACAAAGCAGAUGUCCCUUCGGUGGCUGGUGCUAUAAAUGUAAUCAUCAUCAACACCAUUACUUGUCCCUUCACAGUUAUACUCAAUCUACUGGUGAUAAAAGCUGUAAAGUCGACGCCUCGACUUCGUACCAACAGCAACAUCUUGCUGGCCUGUUUAGCGGUGACUGACGCCUUAACUGGUCUCCUUGGCCAACCAUUGUUUGUCCUGUGGAAGAUCUUCCUAUUAUUCGGUCUCAGUGACAGUGGAACAGUUGAAAAUUGUUUUGCCACAACUGUAGUUGUGAUUCUAACAGCUUCAUACUUUCAUCUGAUGCUGGUUACUCUCGAGAGACUCCUUGCGAUCAAAUUUACGAUGCAAUACCCAAACUUUAUAACUGAUGAAAAAAUGAAGAGAGCAGUGUUAGCAGUUUGGAUCCUUGCUUUUAUCAUUGGGGUUUUUAGAGCUCUAAACGUGUCCUUAGUUGUACGUAUUUUUUCUGUCCUUCUGACUCUUUCGUGCAUUCUUUUCCUUGCUUUCGCCUACUUCAUUAUGUAUCGAGAAACACGUCUUCAACAAGAAAAGAUUAAAACUCAACAAUUGCCCCAGCAAGAAGUGGAAAGAUUUACCAGAGAGAACAAGGCGCUUAAAACAACUAUGUUUGUAGUUGGUGCUGUUAUUAUUUGCCUUCUGCCUCUUUGUUUCUGUCUUAUUCUGUUAGUUACAUGCUUUUGUGAUAUUUGCCCUACCAUCGCACCGGUGACGCAAACAUGUGCCAUGUUGAACUCACUUGUUAAUCCGCUGAUUUACUGCUGGAGACAAAAAGAAAUGAGGAAGGUCAUAUUUCGAUUAAGAACGCAGGUCGUGGUUGCAAGUAUCCAGUGAAGGAGGGCAAUGUAAAAGAAAUGGUUGACAACUUAAUAAGUAGACAUGUGAAAUUUUGCUUUCGUCUUUUGAAGCCACUGGAUGAACAAAACUCUGUGGUUAUUGGCUUUUUUUUGACCGUUAAAUUUUAGAUCACGACUGGUGAUCUAUGAAAAACAUGCAUAUUUCCCCAGUGUAAGAUUAAGAUCAAAGUGGCCACAAAAAAAUGAAUGAGCUAUCCACAAUUUAUGCAGUAUACUUCAGUAACUCUUUAGCUCACUGUACAAGCUUAAAUUAGCCCACGAAAGGUUAUUGCCAGUAUUCAUGCCAACUUUCUAUCUUUCCCUAUUCUUAUGUAAUACUUUUUUCGUUUAUUCUGCUUAUUUAACCUUCCUCAAGUAGCACCAAAGGUAUAUAUUUUUAACUCCCAAUAGCAUGCAACCCGUUCACUCGUAUGCAGAUAAAUUCUUUUGAUUGGCCUUUCGGCCACACGUACCCGGUGAAUACGGUUGAUGAUUUUGCAACCUUUUUGAAACGUAUACAGUGACGUAACGAUGUGACAUCAAGUCCUUCCUGCAGGAGACAUUACGAUAUGACAGCCAACAGAGAUCUUGUUUUUAGACUUCCGAACAACACGUGUUGAAACUUCAACUUAACAAACACAAAUGCCAAUUAUAUUUAUCGCAGGCUAAAGUUUCUUGAUAGUGCGCAUGCUCUGUUGAAAAAAGUGUUGAUAUAUCCGGAUACAUAUCGGGUACGUGAGGACGGACUAAAACGAUUCGAUGGCGGUAUUUGUGGAGGCGAUAUUUUUUUGUAAAUAUGCAUUGAGAAAGUUGCAGAUUGAAAAAUAUCCAGAUAUGUGUGGAAAUGGCCAUAAAUAUAAUUAUUGUUUAUUUAAAUCAACUGCUGUAAUCCAUGCGCGAUGAAAAGUCAUGGGAACACGUGCACAUAAAAGUGGAGCGAAUCGAUCACUUAGGCCCUCAUUCACUUGACUCAUCGCUUGAUUUACAAGUGAUUUAGAAAAAGCAAAUCAUUUGACUUAAUUUUUAUGGCUACUGCCUCCUAUGGAGGCGAAGCCAUAAUGCUGACCUGUUGCGUGAGUGAGGGUAACAAUAGAAUACGAACGACCUCUUCGCGAUCAUCCACAACGAGGUCUGCCGAGUUUUACUCAAUAUUUCUUACUAUUGGCUUUUGUUUUUUCGGAUCAUCUUCGGUCUUUCAACGCUCAUUUAGUGACGAUUUCUGAGAAUUGCUUCGAAUUUUACACGGAAUAUUAGCAGAUAAUCAAACUGUUUUUCGGUGCUACUUACUGUUUGCCUCGUAGUGUGCUACUGAAAACGAUGAACAUCUUUCAAUCAUUUCAAAACAGCGAGUGAAAAAAUAAAGCUUUACCUUGCAGAAAUGUUUUGAACGGAGUGAUCUACGCAUUAUGAAAAUUUAUAGCAAAAACUUUUUCUCUAAAUAGGGAGUACUUUGCUGUUUAAAUCAGCGAGUUAUUCCCAAUAGAUCCGAAGAUACAAUUUUUCAGUUCUAACUGUGGCACUAAAACUAGUGAUAAACAUCAAAAAAUAAUUUCACAUUGGCGUCUGCGGUACGUAAUUGAAAAAGAGACUUUUCCUUCCAGAAAAAUCUGAAUAGGUUUAAUCUGCACAUCGUAGGAACUUAAUGUUCCACUUUACUUUUUCUCGCGCAUAAAGUACAAUUUUCCACACAAACAUAAUCAGCAACGUUUUUAUUUCACUGAAUAUUACAAAAUGUUAGUUUGGUUCGACUAAAGAGAAAGGUUAAAUGGGACUAAUAAACAAGAAAGAUAUAACUCUAUGGAAAGAUUUAAAGGUUGGCCAAGAAUAGGGGAAAAUUACAAGUUUGAGAUUUUUGUCUCUGGUCAUUUCUGGGUUCUUGUAAUGAUGAAUUCGAAUUUGAUAAAGAGCAAUUGCUUAAGAUCAUUAUUAAACAAAACCGCGGAACCGUAUAAAGUGGUCACCUUGUGUUACGCGGUCAGUUUUUCGUUUAUAGUUUUGCGUUUCCGAUUUGCUUUGUUCUUUAUUGUUCUUGUGCACAUGUGGACUGAGUACUCAUUCCCAGGCGAUUUUUGAAUUAUUACAAAAGAGCAGCCAGAUUUCCUCUGCCGUCAUCUUCCACUGAUUUCAUGCAAGGUCAAACGUCUAAAAGAAACAGUUUUAACGAAAAACCUAGUUUACUUGGAUUAAGCGUCUAAUUCAACAUGGCAACCUUCUCCUCGGCUAAUUCUACAAAUGCUACAAAUACAACCAGUAGAGAAGGCGACACAACAGAUGUCCCUUCGGUGGCAGGUUUUAUAAUCAUAAUAAUCAUCAACACCAUCACUUGUCCCUUCACAGUUCUACUCAACCUACUGGUGAUAAAAGCUAUAAAAUCGACGCCUCGACUCCGCACCAACAGCAACAUCUUGCUGGCCUGUUUAGCGGUGACUGACUCCUUAACUGGUCUCCUUGGCCAACCAUUGUUUGUCUUGUCGAAGAUUUUCCAAUUAUUCGGUCUCAGUGACAGUGGAACAAUUGAAAAUUGUUAUUUCACAACUGCAAUUGUGAUUGUAACAGCUUCAUACUUUCAUCUGAUGUUGGUUACUCUCGAGAGACUCUGCGAUCAAAUUUACGAUGCAAUACCCAAACAUAAAUGA
Pocillopora meandrina is the source of this 7821-nucleotide messenger RNA. The record is from the annotation of a GenBank genome assembly. Lineage: Eukaryota; Metazoa; Cnidaria; Anthozoa; Scleractinia; Pocilloporidae.